CUUGUUUGUUGUCUCUGCUAAAACCCUACUCGAGCUUUCACUGGACUUCGACAAUGGCGGCGUCAGCUAAAACCUUCGAGGGUAUGAAGACCGUAGAUGAAUCUGACGUGGGCAUCUCCUGUUUCAUCUCCCAGCUCCCUGGCUUCCGCGGGAUUCUCAAACAAAGAUACGCAGACUUUAUUGUUAAUGAAGUUGAUAUGGAGGGCAAUGUUGUUCGUUUGACAUCUUUGGACGUCUCUCCUGAGAUGGAUGUGAAGGAGGAAGACAAACAGAAAAGUUCAGAUGAUGUUCCCCAAGGCUAUGCUUCUGCAAUUGAGUCGUUCAGAGCUCUUUGCAGUGUCUCUGAUGCAGAGCGUAUGGAAAGUUUGGUUAAUCAAGUCACUUCAGGAACUGAAGAUGAAAUCUCACCAGUUGUUCUUGAUCCAAGUUCUGACAAGUCCAAGAGAACUGCUAUCCACAACUUUGUUAAAGAAAAAUUCAAGUUUCUUGUGACCGACACUGUAGAUGGUCCAGAUCCUAGUUCGAAAUGCAUUCGUGUGCGAGUGAAUUCAGGAAACAGUGGAGGUAAAAGAUCGAAAAAGCGGAAGGAGAGAGGUGAUAAGCCGUUUGAUAGUAGAGGUUCAGAGCAUUGGCCAGCGGAUGUUGGCAAGUUUCUCAAGUUCCAUCUUUACAAGGAGAACAAAGAUACACAAGAGGCCUUGGGAUUGAUCGGAAAGAUGCUUGGCGUUCAGCCAAAGUCAUUUGGAUUCUCUGGAACAAAAGAUAAGCGAUCAGUUUCAACUCAACGUGUUACUGUGUUCAAACAACAAGCCAGCAAAUUGGCUGCGCUUAACAAGAGAUUGUUUGGGAUUAAAGUUGGUGACUUCUGCCUUGUCAAAGAGGGCCUUCUCCUUGGGCAGCUGAUGGGAAACAGAUUUACCAUCACAUUAAGAGGAGUGGUUGCGGAUUCUGAAGAGACUAUCAAAAAGUCUGUAGAAUCCUUGGGGGAAAAUGGCUUCAUCAACUACUUUGGCUUGCAGCGUUUUGGAAGUGGUUCAGUACCAACCCACCAUGUUGGAGCCGCACUACUGAAAGGAGAGUGGAAAGAAGCGGUAGACAUGAUUCUUGAUCCAAGAGAAACUGAAAGGAAUGUAGUAAAUGAGGCCCGUGAAUAUUACAAAGAAACUGGUGACAUUGACGGGACUCUGAGGCAACUACCGCGUUACCUCGUUGCUGAAAGAGCCAUUCUGCAGUGUCUGAAGAAAUGUCCUGGGAACUACCUGCAGGCUCUGAAAGGCAUACCCAGAACUUUGAGAAUGAUGUAUGUACAUAGUUAUCAGAGCUACUUAUGGAACAAUGCAGCAAGUCUUCGCGUCCAAAAAUACGGGACCAACCAAGUUGUGUUAGGGGACUUGGUGAGUACAAAGGUAGAUGAUGGGAAGAAAAUCGUCGGCAGUUUGACCUCUGAACACAAGGAAAACAGUGAAGAGGCAUUGGAUUGUGACCAAUUAGAUGAUACUGCUGUUGUUGAUCUUCCAGGAGAAAGGAGUGACCUUGUUAAGGUUGUAGAUACAGAAGACAUCGAAGCUGGGACUUACUCGACCAGUGACAUAGUCCUCCCUCUACCUGGUUCCAGAGUUAUUUACCCAUCCAAUGACAUUGCUGAAAUUUUUCAUGAUUUGGCAAAGAAGGAUGGUAUCAGCCUAACAGAGAGCAUUCACGGUGUAAAGGAAUUCUCAAUAACUAGCAUGACUGGUGGUUAUAGACGUGUUUUCCAGAAGCCAAUUGACUUUGAAUGGGAAUUGCUGACUUACACUGACAGCAAUAAACCAUUGGCAGAGACAGACCUGGACAGGAUAACCAUGGAAAAGCCGAUGGAUAAAGUAGUAUCUGCUGAAGAAACUGAAUCAAAGAAAUCCGAUAGCAAUCAACCAGAAUCGUGUGAAACUGAUUUGAAAGAUGCUGAGCAGACGCAGUUGGCGCUCAAAAUGGCUCUUACCCUUCCAUCUUCUUGUUAUGCAACAAUGGCAAUCAGAGAGCUGUUAAAGACGUCAACUUCUGUUGCAUACCACAAGACUCUAAACUAGUGAUUAACACACUGCGUAGAAGCCAUUCGUUCAGCAUCUUUGGUGGUUGUGCUAUUAUGUUUUAGUUGCUUCAGAGUGUCAGAAUCCUAUCUUCUUUUCUUCAUUUAUCUAAGGAAUGGAACUUCUCUAAUCCAACGUUGUAUACAAAAUUUUUAUUCUGAAAUAAGUCAAACCCACAAUGAGAUUGUAUUUUCUUGAACAUGCAUCAGAUAUACUCAUUACAGAACACAAGACUAAGUAGUUAACUUUGAAACAAUCACAUCAUCUGAUCAAUUAACUAACAAAAGUGGAAGUGUAUUUUUCACGUCAACAACAGGUUAGAAUCAAAGUGAACAGUUUCUCAAUCUUCCAGCUUAGUAGUUUCCUUGAAGCUCUUGGACAACCAGAUCGCUGUCUCUCUGGGUGAGACUUUGCCUGGACCAAAUGGUCUCAGUAAAACAUUCAGCUCAUCGUACCUCUCAUCUUGAAGUAAUCUCGCACUGAAUUCAAGCAAUCCCUCCAACGCCUCAGCACGUUGCUGAUAAGAACUAGGAUCAAAUCUCUGUCUUCUUAUACCAGACGAAGCUCUGCUUGAUGCUCCAGCAGUUGCAUUCUGAUCAGAUGAGUCGCUCUUGUUUUCAGGGUAUACUUCUUCAUACUGAUACACAGCCUUCAUAAUAGCUCCUUCUACGUUUUGGCCUGGCUCAAGGGUGAAUUUGUCUUUCGUGACUGAGCAGUCUAGUGGUGGCUCUGGAGGUGGGCUGUAUGAACCUCUAGACGAUGCUUUCUUCUUCAUCUUCCCACGCACAACCGGAACAAAUGGCUCUUCCUCGUAUGACGCUAGUGGAAACUCAAUCUUGUCGAUUCUUGGUGCGUUCAUUGACACAUCAGGAGAUUUUAUCUGGUGGAGAAUGCUGGUUUUCGAGUUGUAUAGAGAGCCUUUGAUUUCUUUUACAGGUUUUCUUGAGCUAGGCAUGGAUGCUCUACGAAUCAAAGCUGCUGAUUUUCUGUUGGUUUGUUGUGACGAAACAGGAAGCUGCAACAAACAUUAUGGAAACAAACGUUCUUUACUCUGACAAAACAAUCUGUAAAACCAGUAACGAAGAGCAUUAAGAAUAAAUCACUUACUUGUCCACGGUCA
Messenger RNA from Eruca vesicaria subsp. sativa (arugula), 3186 nucleotides. The record is from the annotation of a GenBank genome assembly. Lineage: Eukaryota; Viridiplantae; Streptophyta; Magnoliopsida; Brassicales; Brassicaceae.